AUGAAGGAGCUGUCUGUUUUUUCCCUCAUCUGCUCCUGCUUCUAUCCAGAGGCACGUAACAAGCUUGUCGUCUGUGAAUUUGAAGGUAAGAACCAGAAGCAUGCAACAAGCUGGUCGUCUGUGAGUUUGAAGGUAAGAACCAGAAGCAUGCAACAAGCUGGUCGUCUGUGAGUUUGAAGGUAAGAACCAGAAGCAUGCAACAAGCUGGUCGUCUGUGAGUUUGAAGGUAAGAACCAGGUCACACCAGAUGUAAGAACCAAGCACGAUAGUAAAGUUACUAUGGAUAUUGCAGGAGUUUCUUGUUGAAAUCAGACAUGUCCGUGGUAAGGACAACUUGGUUGCUGAUUAUCUCCCAAGGGUGGGUAGUCAAUACGUUUUGUGUUUUAGCCAGUGUGUUGCCCAGGCUCACAAUUUAAUUUGACUGCACGUUUUGCCGUUUUGGAGAUUAGUAUUGUUUUGGUUGGGGAUGAGAGUUAUAGAAGCUUACGUGAGUUUUUCAAAAACCUGUGAGUUUUAGAGAACUAUAGAAGAAGAAAAAGAAAAAAAAGAAGAAAAAGAAAAAUACACAUGUAAAAAAAAAUAUAUACAGUGGGGAAAAAAAGUAUUUAGUCAGCCACCAAUUGUGCAAGUUCUCCCACUUAAAAAGAUGAGAGAGGCCUGUAAUUUUCAUCAUAGGUACACGUCAACUAUGACAGACAAAAUGAGAAAAAAAAAUCCAGAAAAUCACAUUGUAGGAUUUUUAAUGAAUUUAUUGGCAUAUGAUGGUGGAAAAUAAGUAUUUGGUCAAUAACAAAAGUUUCUCAAUACUUUGUUAUAUACCCUUUGUUGGCAAUGACACAGGUCAAACGUUUUCUGUAAGUCUUCACAAGGUUUUCACACACUGUUGCUGGUAUUUUGGCCCAUUCCUCCAUGCAGAUCUCCUCUAGAGCAGUGAUGUUUUGGGGCUGUCGCUGGGCAACACAGACUUUCAACUCCCUCCAAAGAUUUUCUAUGGGGUUGAGAUCUGGAGACUGGCUAGGCCACUCCAGGACCUUGAAAUGCUUCUUACGAAGCCACUCCUUCGUUGCCCGGGCGGUGUGUUUGGGAUCAUUGUCAUGCUGAAAGACCCAGCCACGUUUCAUCUUCAAUGCCCUUGCUGAUGGAAGGAGGGUUUCACUCAAAAUCUCACGAUACAUGGCCCCAUUCAUUCUUUCCUUUACACGGAUCAGUCGUCCUGGUCCCUUUGCAGAAAAACAGCCCCAAAGCAUGAUGUUUCCACCCCCAUGCUUCACAGUAGGUAUGGUGUUCUUUGGAUGCAACUCAGCAUUCUUUGUCCUCCAAACACGACGAGUUGAGUUUUUACCAAAAAGUUAUAUUUUGGUUUCAUCUGACCAUAUGACAUUCUCCCAAUCCUCUUCUGGAUCAUCUAAAUGCACUUCAGACGGGCCUGGACAUGUACUGGCUUAAGCAGGGGGACACGUCUCGCACUGCAGGAUUUGAGUCCCUGGCGGCGUAGUGUGUUACUGAUGGUAGGCUUUGUUACUUUGGUCCCAGCUCUCUGCAGGUCAUUCACUAGGUCCCCCCGUGUGGUUCUGGGAUUUUUGCUCACCGUUCUUGUGAUCAUUUUGACCCCACGGGGUGAGAUCUUGCGUGGAGCCCCAGAUCGAAGGAGAUUAUCAGUGGUCUUGUAUGUCUUCCAUUUCCUAAUAAUUGCUCCCACAGUUGAUUUCUUCAAACCAAGCUGCUUACCUAUUGCAGAUUCAGUCUUCCCAGCCUGGUGCAGGUCUACAAUUUUGUUUUUGGUGUCCUUUGACAGCUCUUUGGUCUUGGCCAUUGUGGAGUUUGGAGUGUGACUGUUUGAGGUUGUGGACAGGUGUCUUUUAUACUGAUAACAAGUUCAAACAGGUGCCAUUAAUACCGGUAACGAGUGGAGGACAGAGGAGCCUCUUAAAGAAGAAGUUACAGGUCUGUGAGAGCCAGAAAUCUUGCUUGUUUGUAGGUGACCAAAUACUUAUUUUCCACCAUAAUUUGCAAAUAAAUUCAUUAAAAAUCCUACAAUGGGAUUUUCUGGAUUUUUUUUCCUCAAUUUGUCUGUCAUAGUUGACGUGUACCUAUGAUGAAAAUUACAGGCCUCUCUCAUCUUUUUAAGUGGGAGAACUUGCACAAUUGGUGGCUGACUAAAUACUUUUUUCCCCCACUGUAUAUAUAUAUACAAGACAAAAUAAGUGUGUUUUGUCUUGUAUUUAAUUGUUGACAGCCAGUAGAUGCCAUGUUUACAUUGGAGAAGGCGACGCUUUUAAGUAGCGACGCAUUUAAGUUGAUUAUGUUGUGCAAUGGAAGUUGCUUUCUGUGGGUGGUGAGCAAACUUGUCUAACAAAAAUAUAGGAUAUAUUUGUUGUCUUAAGGGGGAAGGUGUUAUAGGUUUUGGUUUUCCCAUUUAUGUUUUGAGGUUGGACUUUAGCACGUAUAGCUCGUUAGCACGUAGGGCGCACCGAUUGGCGUCACCUCGUUAGUCAGUAUGUGUUACACCUCUGCUGGAAGCCAUCUCGUUAGAGGGAAGGUGUUUCACCUGUGCUGGACCAGGUGCUAUUUAAGAGUGGCUGGCCUAGUGCUUCAAUUGUUUUGAUAGAUGUGGAGGGUUAACACCUUUAGUUGUCUUGAUAGAUGUGGAGGGUUAACUCCUUUAGUUGUCUUGAUCGAUGUGGAGGGUUAACUCCUUUAGUUGUCUUAAUAGAUGUGGAGGGUUAACUCCUUUAGUUGUCUUGAUAGAUGUGGAGGGUUAACUCCUUUAGUUGUCUUAAUAGAUGUGGAGGGUUAACUCCUUUAGUUGUCUUGAUAGAUGUGGAGGGUUAACUCCUUUAGUUGUCUUGAUAGAUGUGGAGGGUUAACUCCUUUAGUUGUCUUGAUAGAUGUGGAGGGUUAACUCCUUUAGUUGUCUUAAUAGAUGUGGAGGGUUAACUCCUUUAGUUGUCUUGAUAGAUGUGGAGGGUUAACUCCUUUAGUUGUCUUAAUAGAUGUGGAGGGUUAACUCCUUUAGUUGUCUUGAUAGAUGUGGAGGGUUAACUCCUUUAGUUGUCUUAAUAGAUGUGGAGGGUUAACUCCUUUAGUUGUCUUGAUAGAUGUGGAGGGUUAACUCCUUUAGUUGUCUUGAUAGAUGUGGAGGGUUAACUCCUUUAGUUGUCUUGAUAGAUGUGGAGGGUUAACUCCUUUAGUUGUCUUGAUAGAUGUGGAGGGUUAACUCCUUUAGUUGUCUGGAUAGAUGUGGAGGGUUAACUCCUUUAGUUGUCUGGAUAGAUGUGGAGGGUUAACUCCUUUAGUUGACUCUCCCUAUUUUGAUUUCUAGACAAACAAUCCGUUAUCUGAUUUCCCUGAUUUCGUUUUGCUCCAGCUUUUGGUUUGCUUCCUGUCUUUCAGUUUGGGGUUUUUCUUUUAUUUGCCUCUUCUUGGGCAAAUUUAGUAGGUGCUCAUGGUGGGUGUCUUUUAGGUCCCAGUUGUUGUUGCUAGUCAGCUUUCAGUGGGGACCCCAAUGAGUGUCUUUCAGAACCCCUCUUAAAACCCCACCUGUUUCAUUUUGGUUGUUGGUCUGUGACUCUUUGUUAGUUCCCCCUUCUGUUUGAGCGACAUUGUUGUUAUUCUUGCUGGGGAACGUAACACACAACACUUUUUACUUGCAAUGCGUAGUCUUUCAGAUCAAGUCAAAGCACUACAGUCUGAAUGUCACUGUAGUUGACCUGAUGCCAUUUCAGCUCAAUCCAGGAGCUGUGCCCUUUAUUGUAUUGGAGGAUCUUUAUCUUUUACCGUUAUUGUUUUGGAUGUCCUCCUGAAUUGAAGAAGAUUACUUUAUUGUCCAAUGUACAUGGAUGUCCAACAGAAACUUUUCUCAUGCUUUAUUCCAACACCUCAGAAAAACAUUCACAAGACACACAUGAAAUGGUUUGACAUGCACAUAUCUUCACAUAUCUUUUGGCCCUAAAUUACAACCUUCCUGGACAUACAUAAUCUAUGAACUCAAAGACAUGUUUAAAGUGGACAUCCAAAUAAUAUAACAUAUCUCAGAAUUACUCCAUAAGCACUCAACAAUACAGACAAACUGCCAUAUAACAUCUUAUUAGCCGCAAGUAAAAAUGCAAUAGCAAGACACUGGCUGUCACUUCAAUUACCAACCAUCCUGGACUGGACCAACAUUACCAACCAUCCUGGACUGGACCAACAUUACCAACCAUCCUGGACGGGACCAACAUUACCAACCAUCCUGGACUGGACCAACAUUACCAACCAUCCUGGACUGGACCAACAUUACCAACCAUCCUGGACUGGACCAACAUUACCAACCAUCCUGGACGGGACCAACAUUACCAACCAUCCUGGACUGGACCAACAUUACCAACCAUCCUAGACUGGACCAACAUUACCAACCAUCCUGGACUGGACCAACAUUACCAACCAUCCUGAACUGGACCAACAUUACCAACCAUCCUGAACUGGACCAACAUUACCAACCAUCCUGAACUGGACCAACAUUACCAACCAUCCUGGACUGGACCAACAUUACCAACCAUCCUGGACUGGACCAACAUUACCAACCAUCCUGGACGGGACCAACAUUACCAACCAUCCUGGACUGGACCAACAUUACCAACCAUCCUGGACUGGACCAACAUAACCAACGGCAUUCAAGAUAUGGACCAAAUGGACAUCACAUAUAAACCAAAAAAACAACAUAACCCAUCUAGACCACAGACCCCAGAAGACCAGACCCCAGAACAUAGAAGACCAGACCCCAGACCCCAAACUCCAGAAGACCAGACCCCAGAAGACCAGACCCCAGAUCCCAGAAUACCAGACCCCAGAAUACCAGACCCCAGAAUACCAGACCCCAGAAGAUCAGACCCCCGACCCCAGAAGACCAGACCUUAGAAGACCAGACCUUAGAAGACCAGACCUUAGAAGAACAGACCUUAGAAGACCAGACCCCAGAAGACCAGACCUUAGAAGACCAGACUUUAGAAGACCAGACCUUAGAUGACCAAACCCCAGAAGACAAGACCCCAGAAGACCAGACCCCAGAACACAGAACAACUAGAGACAUAAAGGACACACAGGAAGAAGGAUAAAGCACCAGGGUGAAGAUGGAGGAAAUAUAUUUAUCUUAAACAGAUUAUAUGUUUAAAUAAAUGUAAAAUGUAUAUUAAAUGUUAUUUUAUUAAAUAAUAAAGUGCAAAAAAGUUUUCACUUGUUUUUCAGACAUGGAGGUGAAGCCAAUCAACAAGCGGGCGUCGGGCCAGGCCUUCGAGGUGAUUCUGAAGCCCUCCUCCCCGGUGUCAGACGCGACCCAUAGCAUCACUUCGCCCCCCAAGAGGGAGGUGUCCCUAGAGGACAUCCAGAAGAAACUGGAGGCAGCUGAGGACCGGAGGAGGGUGAGUAGUAGAACUAUAGAACUAGAAUGAUAGAACUGCAGUAUGGAAUUCUAUAUCUAGUGAUUCUACUUCUAUGGUGACAUCACUGCUCUGUGGCCCAGUCCUGAAAAGGGUGAGUAGUAGAACUAUAGAACAAGAAUUAUAGAACUGCAGUAGGGAAUUCUAUAUCUAGUGAUUCUACUUCUAUGGUGACAUCACUACUCUGUGGUCCAGUCUGGAGGAGUGUGAGUAGCAGACCUGAAAUAGAACUAGAAUAAUAGAACUGCGGGACUCCUUUAGAAAAAAGGGUUCCAAAAGUGUUCUUCAGCUGUCCCCAUAGGAGAACCCUUUUUGGUUCCAGGGUUCUACCUGGAACCAAAAUGCCUGCUAUCUGAUAGCACCUUUUUUUCCCCUAAGAGUGGAUAGAAUUCUAUAUCUUUGAGUAGGACACCCCAGGGCCCUGUGUGUUAUAAUAAUUAAUAUACAUAUAAUUAGAAUCACUAGAACAGCCGUCCCAUUCAAGUUCACAUUCUGUGGUGGCAGGAGCGGCGGCCAUAUUGAAUGUACCAGUCAAAUUACUGUGGUCUGAGGUGCUUUGACCAUUCUAGUGAUUCUAACUCUAUGGUGACAUCCCUCGUCUCUCUGUGGUCCAGUCCCAGUCCUAGUGAUUCUAACUCUAUGGUGACAUGCCUGCUCUCUCUGGGGUCCAGACCCAGUCCUAGUGAUUCAAACUCUAUGGUGACAUCCCUACUCUCUGUGUGUUCCAGUCCCAGUCCUAGUGAUUCUAACUCUGUGGUGACAUCCCUGCUCUCUCUGUGGUCCAGUCCCAGUGAUUCUAACUCUAUGGUGACAUCCCUGCUCUCUCUGUGGUCCAGUCCCAGUCCUAGUGAUUCUAACUCUAUGGUAACAUCGCUGCUCUCUCUGUGGUCCAGUCCCAGUCCUAGUGAUUCUAACGCUAUGGUGACAUCCCUCGUCUCUCUGUGGUCCAGUCCCAGUCCUAGUGAUUCUAACUCUAUGGUGACAUCCCUGCUCUCUCUGUGGUCCAGUCCUAGUCCUAGUGAUUCUAACUCUAUGGUGACAUCCCUGCUCUCUCUGUGGUCCAGUCCCAGUCCUAGUGAUUCUAACUCGAUGGUGACAUCGCUGCUCUCACUUUGGUCCAGUUCCAGUCCUAGUGAUUCUAACUCUAUGGUGACAUCCCUGCUCUCUCUGUGGUCCAGUCCCAGUCCUAGUGAUUCUAACUAUAUGGUGACAUCCCUGCUCUCUCUGUGGUCCAGUCACAGUCCUAGUGAUUCUAACUCUAUGGUGACAUCCCUGCUCUGUCUGUGGUCCAGUCCCAGUCCUAGUGAUUCUAACUCUAUGGUGACAUCCCUGCUCUCUCUGUGGUCCAGUCCCAGUCCUAGUGAUUCUAACUCUAUGGUGACAUCCUUGCUCUCUCUGUGGUCCAGUCCUAGUAAUUCUAACUCUAUGGUGACAUCCCUGCUUUCUCUGUGGUUCAGUCCAAGUCCUAGUGAUUCUAACGCUAUGGUGACAUCCCUGCUCUCUCUGUGGUCCAGUCCCAGUCCUAGUGAUUCUAACUCCAUGGUGACAUCCCUGGUCUCUCUGUGGUCCAGUCCCAGUCCUAUUGAUUCUAACUCUAUGGUGACAUCCCUGGUCUCUCUGUGGUCCAGUCCCAGGAGGCCCAGGUGCUGAGGGCCCUGGCAGAGAAGAGGGAGCACGAGAGGGACGUGCUGCUCAAGGCCAUGGAAGAGAACAGCAACUUCAGCAAGAUGGCCGAGGAGAAGCUCACCAUGAAGAUGGAGCAGAUCAAGGAGAACCGGGAGGCCCACCUGGCAGCCAUGAUGGAACGCCUGCAGGAGAAGGUGAGAGAAGACUGA
Coregonus sp. 'balchen' is the source of this 7249-nucleotide messenger RNA. Lineage: Eukaryota; Metazoa; Chordata; Actinopteri; Salmoniformes; Salmonidae. The record is from the annotation of a GenBank genome assembly.